AUGAGACAACUGUUUUCGAGUGCAAAGGCUCUGUAUGAUGCAUCAUCUGAUGUACAGAUCUUGACUGAUGCUGAUUUCAGAACUCGUGUUUUACAAAGUGAUCAGUUGUGGCUGGUGGAGUUUUAUGCCCCCUGGUGUGGACAUUGCCAGAGGCUAGCACCGGAAUGGUCUAAAGCUGCAACUUCACUAAAGGGGAUAGUAAAUGUUGGAGCUGUUGACAUGGAUAAAUAUCCUUCUGUUGGGGCCCCAUACAAUAUAUUUGCAGCUGAUAAGAAUCACCCAAGCGAUUAUAAUGGAGCUAGAACUUCACAGGCUAUCGUUGAACAUGCAUUCAAUGCACUUCGAGAAAUGACACAAAAACGUGCUGGCGGUAGUAGUGGUGGUAGCGGUAGCAGCGGCGGUAGCGGCAGCAGCGGUGGUAGCAGCAGUGAUAGCAAUUCCUCGGGAUCGAACGAUGUAGUUGAAAUCACUGAUGGUAACUUCGAAGAAAAGAUUAUCAACAGCAAAGAGAUGUGGUUAGUAGAAUUUUAUGCUCCCUGGUGUGGGCAUUGUAAAAAUUUAGCUCCAGAAUGGGCUAGGGCUGCUACUCGUCUAAAAGGUAAAGUUAACCUGGCUGCGGUUGACGCUACAGCUAAUACUAUUGUGGCUAAUAAGUACGAGGUCAAAGGAUUUCCUACUAUUAAGUUCUUUCCUGGAGGCAAGAAAGACUUCAGCAGUGCUGAAGACUAUACUGGUGGUCGCACUGCAUCUGAUAUUGUCAAUUGGGCUGAAGAGAAAUAUGCUGAAAAUGCCGAACCCCCUGAGAUCAUAGAAUUAGUAAACGCAGAGGUGUUCGAUGAAACUUGUAAAAAUAAACAAUUAUGUGUAAUUUCCUUCUUGCCAAAUAUCUUGGACACUGGUGCUAGUGGACGAAAUAAAUUUCUUGAGCUGAUACAUGGACUUGGUGAUAAAUUUAAAAGAAAGCAAUGGGGUUGGUUAUGGUGCGCUGCUGGUACACAAUCCAAGUUGGAGAGCGCUGUUGGUGUUGGUGGAUAUGGCUAUCCAGCAAUGAUUGCGCUUAAUCCUCGGAAAAGUCUGUUUGCGGAAUUGAAGCUAGCAUUUAGUGAGCAGACUGUUAAUGAAUUUUUAAAAGAAUUAUCAUAUGGCCGUGGAUCAACUGCAGCCCUUCGUGGCGAAGGACUACCCGAAAUUUUGACAAUUGAUAGUUGGGAUGGCAAAGACGGCCAAUUGCCAGAAGAAGAAGAAUUUGAUUUAAGCGAACUAGGCAUAACUGUAAAUGCUGAUGAUAGUAAAGAUGAAUUGUAG
Molecule: messenger RNA, 1305 nt
Organism: Trichoplax adhaerens
Lineage: Eukaryota; Metazoa; Placozoa; Uniplacotomia; Trichoplacea; Trichoplacidae
Exons: 9
Coding region: 1-1305 (434 amino acids)
Biological process (GO): response to endoplasmic reticulum stress
Cellular component (GO): endoplasmic reticulum lumen
Molecular function (GO): protein disulfide isomerase activity; protein-disulfide reductase activity
Source: RefSeq, a predicted model, not a curated record